CUCCCCAAACAAAAUGUCCGCCAGUGGAAUGUACAAAAUAAAACCGAUUUACGACAAUUCCGACCUUGUAAUAGAGCUUCCAACUUGCAUGUACAAAAUGAAAAAUAUUCACGAAGAUUCGUCCGAUGAUACGGCUAUCGAUAAUCCCGAACUUCUGGAGCUUAUUUCUCAUCAAGAAACAGUCUUAAAAGAACUUGAAAAGCUUAAACUAGAAAUUGAUCAAAUUGGUGAAGAUAUUGGCUUGAGCAGCAAAACUAAACCAGCAGCCAAGGCAACAAGUGCCAAGGAACCUCCCACAACACCAGCGCCAAUCUCUUGCAACAUGGUUGUAAAGACCUCACCCAAGGACCCACCCUUCUCGGUAUAUCUGCUGUACCAAUUGGCCCUGAAGCAUGGGCUGGACUGCUCAACAAUGUCUCAUACACACUCGUCAUUGCCUGGUCAAGUGCCAGACAACAUACAAAAGUUGUUUGAUAAUUCAUGUUGUAGGAACAGUGACAUCUGCUUGAGAUUUAUUUGGAGAAGUGAUAUUCUUGCACCAAAUCUAAUGAUAUCAAUUGCAAAUCAAUCUCCUAUUCUUGGUGAAAGCAACAUCCUUCGCUUUCUAGCACGGCAAUUUCUACCAGAUCUCUACAAUGCACACAGCCCUCUCCAAAUAGCGACCAUUGAUGACUGGCUAAGUUCUGCCAUUCAAUUCACAUCCACCAAAGAUGGGGAAACCUUUAUUCAAAAUCUCAACACUCACCUUGGCAAACACAACUGGCUCUCUGGUGAUGCUAUCUCCAUAGCUGACAUAUAUUGCAGUGUUGCUUUGAUCAAGAGUAAUUCAAACCGCAAGCUUCCAAAAAAUGUCUCAAAAUGGAUGGCAAAUUGUAGAAAAGAGCUUCCAAGUUUUGACCAAGUUGAGAACCUAUGCAAGUGAAGUGAAAUGAACAGUAUAAAAACUAGUGAUUACAAAUUAGUAGUUAGGAAAUAUAUUUUGCAAUAAGUCCACCUAUUA
Messenger RNA from Dendronephthya gigantea, 1000 nucleotides. RefSeq names its product aminoacyl tRNA synthase complex-interacting multifunctional protein 2-like. The transcript is spliced from 4 exons. Bases 14 to 922 code for a protein of 302 amino acids. Lineage: Eukaryota; Metazoa; Cnidaria; Anthozoa; Malacalcyonacea; Nephtheidae. The record is from RefSeq and is a predicted model, not a curated record. Gene Ontology annotation, cellular component: aminoacyl-tRNA synthetase multienzyme complex.